UUCCAGGAAGGUCCUUCCGUGGCCAUUCUGGUUCAAGCCGCUCUGAUCCAAAGCGGGCGCAUCAUGCAUUGAACGCGUAACACCACAUAACUUGUUUAUCCAGCCAGAUGGCACCGAAGCUCGUGGGCUUGCGAGAGGUCAUUCGAAUUGCUUCGGCGAUGCUUGCCGCCCACUGGGCGUUCAUAUGUGCCGCAUUGCUUUGUUUCCAGGAGGCCAGUACUUCAGCGCAAAUGCCAGCUAAAUACUGCCAGAAGUUCCACAUCGAUGUAGCAUUGUUUUCUGUCGGGGUCAUGCUCUACUUCUUCGAUUGCUACAGUGCCGAAUCCAUGGAACAGGUUGCCAGAGUGAAGAAAACGAUUAACGCGAGACCGAGAUCGGGACAUGAAAGCCAGCGUUUCAAAUCUGACAUGCGUACUAUCGAUUGCGCGCUGCGGUGGGGCGUAGCACACAGGCUUCCAAAAGUGAAGGAAGUUAUGCAUGCUUGCGUCAGACGCGGACACGGGGAAGCGGCCGUGAAAGUGUUCGACCAGAUGUUGGAGAAGGGGCCCGUUCCCGAUGCGGACCUCAUCAAUAAGGCCGUGUCCCACGCUUUCUUCCAGCUCGUCGCCGGAAUUCUCAGUGACGAGAGCAUUCGGAUGGAUGGAUUGCGGCUUAUUGAGAUUGUUCGAGCUCAUGGGAUCGACAUGUCGCCGACCAUCCAGAACCGUUUGUUGGCAGCGUGGGAGAACCAGCUUCCAGAUAGCGUCUUAGAGUAUCUCCUUCAUAUGAGGCGGGAAUGAGUCAUCUUCUGCAAAUGGUUAUAGAGCAACAUUGUCGUUGCACACGAGCGCUUCGAUACAUAAUUCGUUCUCAUGAUCUAUUAUGACAUGGCUGGGUUAGGAAUUGAGCUCGUUCGGGCGGCGUACAAUGCGGUGUUGGGUGACGAAGCCUGAGAGCUACGCAUGCAGCUUCUUGAUCAUGCGGUGGUUCCCCAUGCAAAAACCGAUGGAAUUAUCAUCACAGUUCGUUCGUCCAGUAAUCACCUCGAGAGUGCCAUUGCCCUCUUCGAGGCGAUGCGGGAGCAGUGCCUGGAGCACAUUUGCUACGCACACCAUCACGCGAUUGCUACGCCCACAUUUGCUACGCCCACAUUUGCUACAUUUGCCUUGCGCUCCAGUGCAUUGGACAAGCCAGGAAGCUGUAUGGACACGCGGCUGAGGCGGAGGUUCCCCUCUGCAGGACCACGCGCGUCCUACAAAUGGACAGUCCUGAACAGUGCCAGCCUCAGAAUUCGCCGGCCUCCCUGGGGAGGACGAUCCCAUCGCUGCGACGAACGCCGAGCACGAAGUGCUGGAAGUUCGUCACGUGGUAGCCGUCGGCGACCGGAUCGCUGGCUGACGCAGUUGCUUCGGCCUCUUUCUGGCGCGGUCAGUCCCAUGCCCGAGCGCCCUGACUUCGAAGCGCGAUUCUCAAGCUGGGCCCGACGCGUGUGCAUCGGGCACGGGCGCCGCGCGGCCUGCCAGCAUCCCCCCCGGCCGCCGAAGUUCGCAGGAACCCACGGCCCACGGGGCAGUAGUGCUGCCAGUUGUGGCCCUGGCCCAAGGCUUGCCACGAAGAAGAGGGGCCCAAGAGGCGGCUCGCCGCGUCGGACUCCCUGGGGCACUGCGGGGCCCGUGGCCAUUAGGAAACAGUUCGGCACGAGAGGCCAGUCCCGGGGGGAGGCCCUUGUGCCGAGAGGUGGCCCC
Prorocentrum cordatum is the source of this 1724-nucleotide messenger RNA. NCBI's taxonomy places the organism in Eukaryota, Dinophyceae, Prorocentrales, Prorocentraceae. The record is from the annotation of a GenBank genome assembly.